Messenger RNA from Hyposmocoma kahamanoa, 940 nucleotides. RefSeq names its product 60S ribosomal protein L8 (gene RpL8). The record is from RefSeq and is a predicted model, not a curated record. Gene Ontology annotation, cellular component: ribosome; cytosolic large ribosomal subunit. The transcript is spliced from 6 exons. Gene Ontology annotation, molecular function: structural constituent of ribosome; RNA binding. NCBI's taxonomy places the organism in Eukaryota, Metazoa, Arthropoda, Insecta, Lepidoptera, Cosmopterigidae. Bases 129 to 902 code for a protein of 257 amino acids. Gene Ontology annotation, biological process: cytoplasmic translation.
CCCUCCUUUUUUUUUUUAGUAACUAUGACUCACUCAUUAGUUGAAUCACAUAUUUGUCAAAUCAUAAGAAAAGAUGACAACACUAGUUCUUUCAAAAGUGCACCUCUGUGAAUUGAGGGAUUGUAAUCAUGGGUCGUGUGAUCCGUGCUCAGCGUAAAGGUGCCGGUUCAGUGUUCGUAUCACACACUAAGAAAAGGAAAGGAGCGCCUAAGCUUCGUUCUCUGGACUAUGCAGAACGUCAUGGUUACAUCAAAGGCGUGGUGAAGGACAUCAUCCACGACCCAGGCCGUGGUGCUCCAUUAGCGGUAGUCCACUUCCGUGACCCAUAUAAGUUUAAGACGCGCAAGGAGCUAUUUAUCGCGCCAGAAGGUCUUUACACAGGCCAGUUUGUAUACUGUGGAAAGAAAGCUACACUCGAAGUUGGAAAUGUAAUGCCUGUUGGAGCCAUGCCUGAGGGUACAAUUGUCUGCAAUCUGGAAGAAAAGAUGGGUGAUCGUGGUCGGCUGGCUCGUGCUUCUGGCAACUUUGCCACAGUCAUCGGUCACAACCCUGACGCCAAGCGCACCAGAGUCAAGCUGCCAUCUGGUGCAAAGAAAGUCCUUCCUUCCAGCAACAGAGGAAUGGUUGGCAUUGUUGCUGGAGGUGGUCGUAUUGACAAACCCAUCCUGAAGGCUGGUCGUGCAUACCAUAAAUACAAGGUAAAGCGCAACUGCUGGCCAUAUGUGCGUGGUGUUGCCAUGAACCCUGUAGAGCAUCCUCAUGGUGGUGGUAACCAUCAACAUAUUGGUAAGGCUUCUACUGUCAAGAGAGGAACAUCCGCUGGUCGCAAGGUUGGUCUCAUCGCCGCCCGCAGGACCGGAAGAAUUCGCGGUGGCAAGACCGACACAAAGAAGGAGGCGUAAACGUAGUUUUAUGCGAAAUAAAAAUACUAAAAAUCCCA